This is a messenger RNA of Williopsis jadinii, 483 nucleotides long. RefSeq names its product TOM complex receptor protein TOM20 (gene TOM20). Gene Ontology annotation, cellular component: mitochondrial outer membrane; mitochondrial outer membrane translocase complex. The record is from RefSeq and is a predicted model, not a curated record. Gene Ontology annotation, biological process: protein targeting; protein import into mitochondrial matrix; tRNA import into mitochondrion. Gene Ontology annotation, molecular function: transmembrane protein transporter activity. NCBI's taxonomy places the organism in Eukaryota, Fungi, Ascomycota, Saccharomycetes, Phaffomycetales, Wickerhamomycetaceae. Bases 1 to 483 code for a protein of 160 amino acids. The transcript has a single exon.
AUGUCCAAGUUCACUGCUGCUGUUGCUACCUUUGGUGCGCUUGCACUCGGCUACGCUGUCUAUUUUGACUAUGCUCGCCGCCACGAUCCAGAGUUCAGAAAGAGAAUCCAGAAGAACAACGAGAAGUACGCAAAGGCCAAGGAGGCCGCUGCGCACAAGGUGAAGACUGCGCAGAUCGAGGUUGUUCAGAAGAAGCUGAUGGAGUCUCUUGCCAACGAGCCAAUUCCAACGGAGCCUGCUCAGAAGGAGUCGUACUUCAUGACCCAGGUCACCACCGCCGAGCAGUUGGCUGCUGUUCCAGGCAAGGAGAUUGACAGUGCUCUGGCCUUCUACAGGGCUCUUGCGGUCUACCCAAACCCUACUGAUAUUCUGAACGUGUACCAGACCUCUGUGCCAAAGCACAUCUACGAGUACAUCAUCAUGAUGAUGGCGCUGAACCCGCCGCUGUCUGUUGCCUCUUUCCUCGGUGAAGAAGCAGAGUAG